UCAGUCCAUUUUGGUACGUUCGAGCGGGCAGUUCGUAUGAAAUCGCGUUCUUGGACAGCCGCGCGUGAUACAGGGCAGUUAGAGUUGAAGUUUUUUGUAUGGCAGAGUGCUUGCUGAUGCGGACGACGAAGAGAGAGUGUGAAGCUUAGCGUUUUUCGUACGCUUCGAGCACUUUUUUUAACGGCGUGUGUAGACGUUCCGUGUGUUCUUGAAGCAAGUGAAAAUCCAGAACGGUACCGUCUGUUUCUGUUUUUUUAUUGGUUAACUCGUUAACUCAGAGUUCUAAAAUCAAAAAGUUCGGGCUGAAGUGUAGAUCAACGAGUUGAUCACGAGGAAGUUUGCUGAGUAACAAGAAUUGUUAACAAAAGAGUGGUCUUCGCUGUGGCAAAUACAAUGCAAGUGCAAUGGUUCGUUUGAAGCACCCACAGAUGUCCGAGAAUAGACGCAGCCACCGUCGGAGAAUAACCUCGUGAUCGAUCCAUUGUGUGCAGUUGUUGGCGCAGUGUAUUGGAGGGCAGCUAGCUAUUGAUCGCGACUGUCUGUGUUCGCUUCGCGGAGUGGAUUGUGGAUUAGUGCACUUUUUCGUCGAUAGGAUUGUGUAUUGAAACUUGUAUAUCUUCUGUGGCAGUUCUACGGCAAGUUCUGCAGCACAUAAAACCUACCCAUAGAAAUAAAGCGAGUGAGCAUUAGGUUCGCGGGGAGUUUGGAGAAGGCGGUGUUGGGUUUGUGUUCAUGUGGAUGCAUGUGAUCUAUAGGAUCGGAUUGGGGUACAGCACAACAACUGGUUUGUGCCCGAGUGUUACCUUUUUUGGAGUCAGAAGCCACAGCAGCAACAAUAACAAAAACCUACGCGCUCGUCGCCGCAGUGGAUUGCGUUUUGUGAAUUAAUAUCGAGUCAAGGCUCGAAUCUACGACAAGACCGAAAGCGAAGCGGCGGCGUCUGAAUUGAAAUAUCGAAUAUAGCUGGGCCAGUGCACAACCCUCGCAACAUAAUACAUACAGUGAGUACACUAUUCGGCUAUAGUAAGUGAAAAAAAGGUGAAGCGAAAAGUUCAAACUUGUUCAUGGGAGUUAGUGGCGUUUGUGAUCUUUGCGACGGCCUAAGACGCGAAUGCAUGAAGUGGCUGCUAGUACAAUAAUACAUGCAGUAAACAAGUUUUCAGAGAGGAAAACUGAUGAUUUGGUGUCUCCCAGAACCGGUGAAGGGCUGAAUCAGUUCGUGCAGAAUCGAUAGCAGACAGCAGUUAGCAGUUUUACGAGUGGGUUUCGUUCCGGCCUCCAGGGCAGAUAAACAAGUUACUGCAGCACUAAUCCCCUUGAAAAGUGGCUGCUUGGCUUUGGCACCCGGUCGAAUGAAAGAAAUGGUUAGAAAUUUUGUGAUAAAGCGUGAGCCGAAAGUGUAGUGAACAGUAGUGCGUUUUACGCCAAAAAAUUAACAAUCAUUAGCGUACAAAGCAGAUAGUUAGGUGUAUAUAACGAGUCGGUUGAGAGAGUUAAUAGAUGCACAAACGAGCUUAAAUAGGAAAGUUCCGGCGAGGUACAAAGUGAAGAAAAUUAACCGUAAACUUGCGUAGCGCCAUCCAGGUUAGUCGUCGUCCCAGAAGACGACGAUUCCUGUUCCAAAGCGGAAAGACGAUAGACCCCUCGAUCGAUCGCUUUCGUUGUCAACGCACAUUGGAUAUUCAUUCGUAAGAGUAAGGUGCCAACAGCAGGGAGGAAGAAAGACAUUGACAUUAGCCCCGGAUGCCGCCAGUACCGUCAAACCGCAAACCCUCAGCUAACUGUAAUCUCCUAUAAAUGCAGACUGCUGACUUAUAGUGAUGCGGGUAACAAUUAGAUACCCAUCGCCCACACACGUCACGCGAAAUAUAAGUGAGAGACGGCGCGGGAAGCAUUAAAGUGACGGAAAUUGUAUGCCAUUAGAAAUCACCGAGAAAAGUCAGGUUUGGAGCACCGGCAUACCGUUGUUGUCAUGCUGCUGUGAAAAACGACGACAAGAAUCACAAGGCAUCCCUCCUCGUCCCCAGAAUCCAGAAAUCGGAAAGUCUCUUGCGGUGCUGACCCUGAGGUGAAAGUUAACUGUCUCUUUUGAUACCGGCAACGCACUGAAGCAACAGGAAUCGCAAACAAACCCCGGAUGGAUUCUUCGGAAGGCGGCGAAGGCAAGUAUGCGCAUCAUCCCGACCGAGAACAUCCUAGGCACUUGGGAACCAAAGAACGCCGAGUACGACGACAGCAACAGUAAAACGUCGAGCUAACCGCAGAAGCGGAGAAUUUCGAAGCAGAAAUUGGAAGUGUUUUGACCCGUGUAGAAAUUGGAGAUUGGCGCAAACCAAAGACAAAAAAAAGAAACUUAUCAAGGAAAAAAGACAUCCCCGUGAGAAAGCUCCCAGUUGCCGAGGAGGAGAUUGUAGGUGUCGUCCGCUUGGUGGAUUUUCCGUGUGUCUGUCGGCCAGAGCUGGGAGCCCCUCAAGGCGAGGAAUAAUUCAUCCGCAAUGCCAACGACCACGGCGAAAAACGAGGCGAAUGAACAGCACAGCGAUUGCGAUAAUGAAGAGGAAGAGCCCAAGGAUAUGAAAAAUGCGCAUCUCAUAAUCAACGAGCUGAGGACCCGCUGUCGGAACCAGUCGGAGCAGAUCAUGUCCUGGAAGAAAGCGUACGCCCUGCAGCAAGAACAAAAUCACCGGCUGCAGAAGGAGAAGGCCGAACAGCUCAACUACCUGACGAGUCAGCUGUUGCUUCUGGAGUCGCGUAUCAUGCGCAAGCAGAAGCAAGUCUCCAACGUCCUGUACCAGCGUGAGCUGACCAUCUACCGGCAGCAGAAAAUCAUCGAAACACUGUCUAGUCGCCUGAUUGACCACGGCAUCAUCGACGUGGUUAUGGAUCCGGCCAUCAGCUUGGGUAGCAACAACAACAACAGCAAUGACUUCGAUUCGCUGAACGACUCCGACUCGGCGGUGGUUCUGGAGGACGUGGACUCGGACUGUAACAGUUCGAUCUACUUUGGCGGGGGUUCGUUGAAAUCGAGAUGUGGUGGAAACAAGAUCAACAACGACGUCACGAUAGUAAGGUCUAUUUCCGAUGCGAUCGAAACGACCAACAUGAAGUAUAACAACACGAGGCGAUCGAACUGCUUCCUCAGGCGACCGGAGGUUCUGGAAACUGUCUACAGCGUUGAAGAAGACCCUGAACCGCAGGGUAGUGGUGGAGCUGCGGGAAGCAGCAAUGCUGGAGGAGGUGUGAAUAAGGCCGAUCCGGUGAGCGAACGAAGAGACAAGUUCAAGAACCGAACGGAGAAGUGCGUCUCGUCCGAUCAGUCUGAUGAUUCCAAGGAAAACCAAAGUACAACUACGACAAAGAUCACCAGUACAACCCUGACGACAGUAAUAAUCACCAACACCAGCUGUGAUGGAGAGGAUACACCCCCGACUAAUGGUUGCAAGGCGGGAGCUGUGACGAACUUCAACCGCGUAAUGUCCAACCACAGGUCGGUGACCAAACCGAAGGAUGUGAAAUAUAAACGAAUCAACAAGGCCAAAUCGAAAAGCUUGGAAGAACUGAGAGGCCGCCUAAGGCACUGGGUUGAACGGGGAAGCUGCAAUAUGAACCUUAACCUGGACGGGAGUUUGGCUCAUCUGGAUCCGUGUCAACUGCAGCUGCAACAGUCGCAGCAAAACCUUGCGCAGAGCUAUGCGUGACCUGAGCCAAAGCCCCACGUGAGGGGUAGCAUUUAAUGAUUUAUUCUUUGUAGUUUAAGAAUCGUCUCGUUUCCUUGCAAUUAGUGAUAUAUUUGCCACAUGACUGGUGAAGAUCGUGCCAACGACAGACCGGGCUAUGAAAUGUGGUAUUAGUUAGAGAAGGCUAAGAACCUCCUGUCGUCCCAACCCUUGGAAGAUAGGAUAUUCAAAAAGCUAAUCGAAGCAUUAGUGUCGAAUCCUACUUGAAUUGAUUGAAUUGUACAGUAGCAGUGAUGUUUUAAAAAACCUAUUUAUUUCUUCGUUAUUGUGAAAAUAAUUACGACGCUCCAUAGUAGUAAUCAAACAGAGAACAAUCAAAUUUACUAUCUGCAAAUUAUUAAUCAGAGAUACUGACUGAGUCAGAUUACCUGAGUGAGUUUCACGAAAAAUGAACUUAUCUUGAAAUGCACGGAUAUCAUACAUUCGAUAGAUUUUGAGACACAAAAUGAGCAUACAGAAUAUAUAAAAAAGUAGCUUUUGUACUAUGCACGGAAUUCAGAAACAUAAAAUUAUACACAAUGUGUGAAGAGAAAAUAUUUUCCUACAAACAAUAUUAAGCAAGCGAUAGUAAAAUGACUGCUUUUUAGGACGCAGUUCAAGUGAUUUUUCUUUCCAAAGUACGUUUCAAGGUAAAAAAAGAGCUAACACAACACACAACUGCAUAUAUAUUCAAAUUAUUCGGUGAAGUGCAUGAAUUUGAGAUGUGUGAGAUGAUAGGAAAGUAUGCGAAUUUGAAUUGGUCGAAUAAGUUUACACAUAACAAUGCUAACAGCAAGAAGUAAGGAAUUUGUCGCACUAUUACUACUACUACUACUACUCACCACAGGAAAGAGGCAAUCAAACGAUCAACGUUUAUAGCAGAAAAGGGCACCACGCAACGAAAAACCGGGUGGCAGCAGUCUUGUAAAUAAAAUUCAAUUCAGAAGUGUAAUUGAAGAAAACAAAAGUAAGUCCGCGAUCCUCAAUCAAGCGAGGAAAAUAUUAUGAAAUUGAAACUAAAAAAUGUAGUAGUUUGUAAGGUAUGCCGAGCGCUGGAGAAUGUGUACGUAUUUAAGGAAUAUCGUCUAGUACCGCUAGUUAGCACACAACAGCCACAGAAGCAGCAACAUGAUAACCAUGAAGAUAUGUACGUGUGUCUAUGAGAUGAGGAGAAAUUUUGUUCUGCUUACAAUACACUCUGAAUUUUCUGUGCUCUAUACAGAAAUACAUAACCGAACCAGUUAA
This is a messenger RNA of Aedes aegypti (yellow fever mosquito), 4961 nucleotides long. RefSeq lists its product as uncharacterized. The record is from RefSeq and is a predicted model, not a curated record. The transcript is spliced from 8 exons. The coding region runs from base 2496 to 3698 and encodes 400 amino acids. Lineage: Eukaryota; Metazoa; Arthropoda; Insecta; Diptera; Culicidae.